GGCCCUAGCUGCUGGAGAGAGACUGAGUGCAAGAGAGAGAGAGAGAAAGAGGUGCUAUUAAUUGCUUCCCGGAGUAGCCAAGGGUCAUCCAGGGAGAUCCUACACCCACCAUGGGAGACUACAUCAGGCACAUUGAGCUGCUUGGGUUUGAGAAGAGGUUCUUCCCGAGCCAACACUACGUCUACAUGUUCCUGGUGAAAUGGCAAGAUCUCACGGAAAAGGUGGUGUAUCGGAAAUUCACCGAGAUUUACGAGUUCCACAAAGCUUUGAAGGAAAUGUUCCCAAUUGAAUCCGGGGAAAUUAAUGUGGAGAACAGGAUCAUCCCACAUUUGCCAGCCCCAAAGUGGUUUGAUAGCCAGCGGUCUACCCAGAACAGGCAAAUCACGCUGUCCGAGUAUUCCUCCGCCUUGAUCAACUUGCCCCGCAAAAUCUCUCGGUGUGAACACGUCCUGAACUUCUUCAAAGUCAGACCUGAUGAUCUGAAUCCACCUACGGCUGGCCAAGUCAAGAAACCAGAAACCUAUUUAAUGCCCAAGGAUGCCAACAGGAUUGCAGAAGAUAUCACUGGCCCCAUCAUCCUACAGACGUAUCGUGCUGUUGCGGAUUACGAGAAGAACUCUAAGACCGAGAUGAGCAUGAAGGUGGGAGAUGUCGUGGAUGUUAUAGAGAAAAGCGAGAGUGGCUGGUGGUUCUGUCAACAAAAGAACAAGCGAGGUUGGGUCCCAGCUGUUUACCUAGAACCUACGGAUGGUCCCGAUGAAUCAGAAGAGCAGGAACCCAACUACGCUGGUGAACUCCACGUGGUCCGGAAAGGCUACACGGCUGCCCAGGAAGAUGAGAUCACGCUGAAGGAAGGGGAAACCAUUGAAGUGAUCCAUAAACUUCUCGAUGGAUGGUGGGUUGUCCGGAAGGAUGAAAUCACAGGCUACUACCCAUCCAUGUAUCUGCAGAAGAUGGGAGCGGAAAACACUCCGGAGAGCUAUCAGUUGAGGAACAAAGCUGCCCCACCUCGAAGGGGCACGAUCCAAAACAUCAAGAGCAUGCACAACCAAAACCGCAAGCAGAUCAGCCAAGAGACCUACAGACGAAACAGCGUGAAAUAUGUGCAGAGCAGGAAAAUGCUCAGAGGCAACUUCCUGAACAAAAAGAGCACUAUUGUGGAGAAGAAUGAGAUGGAGAGGAAACAGAACAACGCUCAGCCGGCCGUUCCUCCAAGACCCAGUAAGGACUUGAUUCUGAACCGCUGCUCAGAGUCUACCAAGAGCAAAAUCAAGUGAAGACAUCUCUGUCUGGAUUUCUGGCAGUCGCCCACAUGGUGCGCAUGCAUGCCUUGGAAAGAUGAGUCAACACGAGAUUGGCAACAUUUGACUGGGCGCCUUGGGCUGCUCCUGGAGAGGGCUUUAUUUUCCUUCUUCCGGGCAAUAAGAAACCUUAUGGACUAGUGACUUGUCUGGCUUUAAUGAUGUCCCAUGGGUCUAAAUGUCCAGCUGGAUCAAUCCAGUCCCAGGCUGUUUGUGGAUGUUAGAAAUCUGUGAGUUCUGUAAGGAGGGACAAAUUUUUCAAAUGUGAUUGGGCUGUAACAACCAUCAGGCCUAAUGAGCAUGUGGGUGGCAAGGGCUUAUGGGAGUUGUAGUUUAACAACCUCUGGAGGGCUACCUUUUCCCAACAUGGGCCCUGGGCAAAUAAAUAAAUAAAUAAAAUUUAAAAAUCCCUGAGCUAUGCUACCGUUGUGUUUCCAGAAAAGGAGACCCCAGAUGUACCCCCCCAAGCAGGAAGAGCUGAUUGUACUCUGAAGCCUGCACACUUUUGAAAAUGUCUCAAGACUGUUUUCUCCAUCUUGAGAUCCCCCGAUCUGCUGGGUCUUGACCUAUCUAGCCAUAGCUUCGUUUUCCUGUGCUUCUUCUACCCUCACCAUUCAGUAGUAAUACAGAUCUCAGCCUGAUGAAGUGUUCUGGAGAACCCGAAAGGUUGCAUAAAUAGUAUGGAAGUAUAAUUUGCCUCCUUGCGGGUUUUAUUUUGUGAGCGUCUUGAACGUGUCUUGAUCAUCAGGGUCACUGAUGCUGUUCAGAACAAAUCAGGCCUUGUAGACGUGACUGGUCUGAUCCUAUAAAGCUAAUGUCAGGAGUGCAUGUGUGUGCUUGUAUUUUUUUUUUUUAAUGAUAUGAAGUUAGGAUUGUGCUAAUACUCACUUUCAGUCCUAUAACCGGUGUAUAAGAUAGGUUGUUUUAUAAGCUGUUAUGUUUUCGACAAACGGUACCACGGUUUAUAUCCAAGUUUUUAAUAUAUCUCUGUCACGAGUACACCAACAAAUAAAAAAGAAUAAAGAAGUUGAUAGCG
Molecule: messenger RNA, 2337 nt
Organism: Pogona vitticeps (central bearded dragon)
Lineage: Eukaryota; Metazoa; Chordata; Lepidosauria; Squamata; Agamidae
Gene: NCF1
Product: neutrophil cytosolic factor 1
Biological process (GO): superoxide anion generation; respiratory burst
Cellular component (GO): NADPH oxidase complex; cytoplasm
Molecular function (GO): protein binding; superoxide-generating NADPH oxidase activator activity; phosphatidylinositol binding
Source: RefSeq, a predicted model, not a curated record